Aspergillus uvarum CBS 121591 is the source of this 1872-nucleotide messenger RNA. RefSeq names its product carboxylesterase. NCBI's taxonomy places the organism in Eukaryota, Fungi, Ascomycota, Eurotiomycetes, Eurotiales, Aspergillaceae. The coding region runs from base 1 to 1872 and encodes 623 amino acids. The record is from RefSeq and is a predicted model, not a curated record. The transcript has 6 exons.
AUGACCACACUCAAGAUAAAUCUUCUCUUUGGCGUUGUUGCUGUGGCGAUAAGUCUCAUCACAGCAUAUUACUCACAGAUCCGUCAUCAUCUUUUGGAGAGAGCAAGCAUCCUCAUCGUUAGUGCAUCCAUCUUUCCACCAACGGUCAAAGAUUUCACUCGCGACAUCAAAUACAUUGGCAGUCGUACUCCUGGAGUUGAGCACUUUCAGAAUGUUUUUUAUGCAGAAGAGCCAACCGGUCAACGACGAUUUGCACCUCCAGUCCCACUAAGCCCGCCCAAGAAAUCCAUCAUUGAUGCUAGCAAGUCUGGUGCUUGGUGUCCUCAAGGCAUGGGAGAUAUACUACCCUUCACCAGCCAAGUGAACAAUAUCAGUGAGAAUUGUCUGAGCCUGCGAAUUGCUCGACCUCCUGGAGUACACAGCAAUGCGAAGCUACCGGUUGCGGUCUGGUUACAUGGAGGGGGCCAUGCGCUGGGAUCAGCGUCCGAUAUUUUGUACACGCCAGACGGCUUGGUCAGAGCAGCUGCUGCGGCAGGGAAACCAUUGAUUUAUGUUGGUAUCAACUACCGCUUAGGAAUAUUUGGCUUCGCCACAAGCAAAGCAAUGAUUGAGACCAAGCAGACAAAUGCAGGUUUGCGCGAUCAGCGAGCUGCAUUGCAGUGGGUACGUGAUCACAUUGAAGUAUUCGGGGGUGACCCAGAUAGAGUGACUGCUAUCGGCCAGAGCGUGGGAGCCAGCGACAUCGGCCUGCAUCUGACAUCAUUCAAUGGCUCCCAGGACGUCCCUUUCCAGCAAGCAAUGAUGAUGUCCGGCGCACCCGGUGUCAAUUUCAACAGCGACCCGGCCUUCGUUGCGAACAACACUGUCGCCAUAGCUAGGCGAGUAGGAUGCGCCAAAGACGAUGACGGCCAUUCCAUUGAGACCCUAGAAUGCCUGCGGGCUGUCCCAGCUGACUUACUGACCAAUGUAACUGUCAAUGAGGCCCGAAAAGCCCGUCCCCCAUUUGGUGAAGGAUACUUCUACCCGACUAUCGACCAUGACUAUCUUAACGGCAGGCCGUCCCAGCUGAUGCGUGCCGGUAAGUUCGUCAAGAAUAUCCCCAUAGUAGCAUCGUGGGUGACCAAUGAUGGCGCUUGGUAUGCAUCUCCGCAGACAUCCACAGAUGAAGACGUCCUUGGUAGCUUUGGGCUCUGGCUACACGGCCUUUCUCAAUCAACGAAAGAAAAGCUCCUGCAAUUGUAUCCAGUGGAAGAUUUCAACCACAUGGUCCGCCAAGACUAUGAUGGUGAGACCUCACCGCACUAUUACCGUGCCGCGCAGAUGAGUCGAGAUAUCUGGUUCACCUGCCCAGUAUUGGACUUUUCAUGGCAGUAUGCCCAGACCGGAGGCUUAGACGCAUCGCGGAUCUGGUUGUAUGAGCACAAUGCGACAAGAUUUGCACCUGUCUUUGAAGCAAUGGGUGUGCCUAUGUGGAGAGUGGCACACCUCAGUGAUAUCCCAUAUGUGUUCAAUAACCUGCACCUAGAAGGGGGUGCAGAUAACUCGUUGCAACAACUGGCGCUGAGUGAGACGGUUAGUAAGGCGAUUAUCGGGUUUGUGCAUGACGGUAGGCCGGGAGGAGAGGGUUCUGGUUUGCAGGAAUGGUCAUCUGCAUAUCCGACUAUGCUUGAUGAGCAACGAUCAAGCGAGAGCGCUAGUAGGCUGUCGAUUCAGGUCAUCGGAGGUCCUCUGGGUUUGUCGGAGGUGGCGAUAGGUAGAAAGGAGGAGAUCGGUGUGAUGACGGUAGUACAGCAAGCAUUAGCGUGGGAAAAUUUGUUUGAUCGGUGUGACUUUAUCAACAGUCCUCAGAUGAGAGAUGAAGCUGGAGUUUGA